This is a messenger RNA of Saprolegnia parasitica CBS 223.65, 618 nucleotides long. RefSeq lists its product as hypothetical. The record is from RefSeq and is a predicted model, not a curated record. The transcript has 2 exons. Bases 1 to 618 code for a protein of 205 amino acids. NCBI's taxonomy places the organism in Eukaryota, Oomycota, Saprolegniomycetes, Saprolegniales, Saprolegniaceae.
AUGUCUACCCGGCGCGUCCUCGCCGAGUCCUCGGGCUCGUCGCUGCUCAUCAUCUGCCUCGCGCUCCUCGGCGCCAUCUUGCUGGGGCUCCUCGGCUUCAUGGCGCUGCACCGGUAUCGGCUCGAGCAGAAGCGCCACGCGAUGCAGAACCUCAUGGACGAAGCCGUGCUGCAGGCCAGCCAGCAGAACGGGUCGGGCCUCCACGAAGCGCUCGUCGCCCAUCUGCACGCGAACAACGCCAACCUCAACCUCACGACCAUGAGCACCAACACCAACAACCCGACGACGAUCGAGCACGUUGUUGUCGGCAGCUCCGAGUCGGACGACUUUGUCAUCAUGGGCGCUGGCAAGCCGCCACGACCGAUCGCGUCCAUCGCCAGUCGCAAGCCACCGCCGGGUACGAGUAGCCACGUGUUGCUCAAGACGUCGUCGACAGCGAGUUCGAUGGCGUCGCAGCACCACUACACCAACAGCAGCAUUCUCGAAGAGCCCAGCCUCGGGAUGGCGUCGUCUAUCGCCAGCGACGACACGAUCAUCAUCAUGCAGUCGACGCGCGGCGGCAGCAGCGACAGCUUUGACUAUGCACUCAAGACCAAAACCGGCCCGCGACACGUCUAG